AUGUCGAACAUCCAAAACUCGAAGAACGCCUCGAAGAAGGUCUCCUCGAGCCGUGCUCAGCACACUAUUGAUCCGCGUCUCGCGAUCGCGAGACUGUAUCAUUACCAUCGUCUUCAGCGAGAGCAGGCCUUACGUCUGCGCCCCGAGCCUCUCCAGUAUACCCCUAGGAUGGAUUUAUACGACGACGAAGCGCUGCCGAACGUGUCCGCCAUGCUCGAGCUGCCAGGCGUGAGCCGGCACACGCUUUCGCUUCAGGUCCAGGGCGACAAACUCAUCGUCCAAGGCGAACGGGCCUCUCCUUUGGCUUUCAAGCUGCAGGAAGCGGCCGCUGGUCGGCAGACGUCCGUCGCCUCUCAGAAGUUCAAGGUGCGCGAGCUCAAGUUUGGCUCUUUUCGCCGUGAGAUAGACGUACCCGUCGGCAUAGACACCACGCAGAUUACUGCAGAGCUGUGCGAUGGGAUGUUGCUCAUCUCAUGGCCUCGCGCCUCGGGCUUUUCGAUGGGCCGCUCGAAUGCACGCCCCGUCUAGCAUUCUGUCCUGCUACAUAUUCAUCGCUAUACCCUCUCAGUCACGCGCAGCACAUAUCAUUAUUCGUCUCUACAUGCUGUCUGUAAUGUUUGUGGCUGUCCUAGACAUCUCCCUUUCCAUUCUAUGCACUUCUAUCCGGAUUUC
Molecule: messenger RNA, 672 nt
Organism: Phanerochaete carnosa HHB-10118-sp
Lineage: Eukaryota; Fungi; Basidiomycota; Agaricomycetes; Polyporales; Phanerochaetaceae
Exons: 3
Coding region: 1-528 (175 amino acids)
Source: RefSeq, a predicted model, not a curated record